Molecule: messenger RNA, 2872 nt
Organism: Sander lucioperca (pikeperch)
Lineage: Eukaryota; Metazoa; Chordata; Actinopteri; Perciformes; Percidae
Gene: mfsd8
Product: major facilitator superfamily domain containing 8
Exons: 12
Coding region: 365-1891 (508 amino acids)
Biological process (GO): transmembrane transport
Cellular component (GO): lysosomal membrane
Molecular function (GO): transmembrane transporter activity
Source: RefSeq, a predicted model, not a curated record
UGCUUUUCCUUGGGUUCCCGGAUGUUAACAAUUUAGCUAGCUGUUUAUCAAGUCCAGUUUUGUAAGCUUGUGUGUGGCGUACUUUCGUUUAUUCACUUCACCGCCGGUUGGAAACAACUUCACUUCACAUUAUGUGUGGUAUUAGUUAGGCUAAGAACGUACAAUGUUAAUUUGAGUUGCUAACAUCGGCUGAUACUAUAGCUAGUUUUCCGGAACUUUUCGGAAGAGUUGUAGCGUACGCUGGUUGUACGUUAGCAGUGCAGUUCACGAACCCUCGGCUACAUGACGACUUAGCAUCGCUGUUUUGCAUCUCCAAAGUCCAGGGCACCGUCAUCAUUUUGUGGGGUUGCGGGUUUUGGCAUACAUGUCUCAAUUAGCUGACUCUGACGAUACCACUCCUUUGCUCAGGGAUGAUGCAUGCAGUGAUGACUCUCGGGAUGAAGAUUACAAGUCUCGGUGGAGGUCCAUCCGAGUCAUGUACUUCACUAUGUUUCUCAGCAGUGUAGGCUUCACUAUUGUCAUCACAUCACUGUGGCCCUAUUUGCAAAAGAUUGAUGAUAGUGCCAAUGCCAGCUUCUUGGGAUGGGUGGUGGCAGCCUACAGUCUCGGUCAGAUGUUGGCAUCGCCCAUUUUUGGCCUUUGGUCCAACUACCGGCCACGCAGGGAGCCACUGGUGUGUUCUAUCGUCAUCAACAUGUCAGCCAAUAUCUACUACGCCUACGCAUACCUGCCCAGAACCAAUAACAAGUUCCACAUUCUCAUAUCCAGAGCCUUUGUGGGCUUUGGAGCAGGUAAUGUUGCUGUGGUGAGGUCAUAUGUGGCUGGAGCUACAUCACUGAAGGAGAGGACCAGUGCCAUGGCAAACAUGAGUGCCUGUCAGGCUCUGGGUUUCAUCCUAGGACCAGCUCUGCAGGCAUGCCUAUCAUUCAUUGGGGAGCAUGGUGUCACGGUACAGGUCAUAGAACUGCAGCUCAACAUGUACACUGCUCCUGCUUUACUGGCUACAGCUUUUGGUCUCAUCAACAUCCUGUUGGUUGUUUUGGUGCUGAGAGAGCACCGUGUUGAUGACCACGGGAGACAAAUUCGAGCCAUUAACUACACAUCGGAAGAAAGAGAUGACAUUAGUGAAGAAACUGAGGAGACCAUUGAUCAGGUAGCAGUCCUGAUUUCCAACGUCCUUUUCUUCAUCGUCAUGUUCAUCUUUGCUGUCUUUGAGACAAUUGCCACCCCUUUGUCUAUGGACAUGUUUGCUUGGACAAGGAAAGAAGCUGUGUUAUACAAUGGCAUCAUCAUCUGCUCUAUUGGAUUUGAAUCCAUAUUGGUGUUUCUAGUUGUAAAAAUGGCCUCUCAAAGGGUUGGGGAUCGUCCUGUGUUGCUAGCAGGCUUGGCUAUUAUAUUCUGUGGCUUCUUUAUUCUGCUUCCAUGGGGAAAUCAUUACCCUAAAAUCCAGUGGGCAGACCUCAACAACAACUCUUUGGUCAGUUGGAUGUCUAAAGCCACGAUUGCCUCCAACAACUCAUUGGAGCCAACAGGCUGUCCGUAUGAACAGACCUGGUGCCAGUAUACUCCUGCCAUCCAUCUGGCCCAGUACAUCUCGUCCGACAUCCUCAUCGGGGUGGGAUACCCAGCUUGCAACGUGAUGUCCUACACGCUGUAUUCCAAAAUCCUCGGACCCAAACCUCAGGGUGUGUACAUGGGCUGGUUGACAGCCUCCGGGAGUGGGGCGCGGACAUUGGGCCCAAUCUUUGUCUCACAGGCCUAUACCAUCCUGGGACCCCGCUGGGCUUUCAGCCUCAUCUGUGGUAUUGUGGUAGGGGCCAUCAUCCUUCUCAGCUCCGUUUACCACAGACUUAUUGCUUUUUCUGUACGCCACGGAAGGACUAUAGAAUAACAAGUGAAGAUUCCCACUGGAUUGACUGAUGGCAGUUUCCUGCUUUUUCUCAAAAACUACAAUCCCGGUUAUAAUGAAGGCUCUUUGUUGUUGUUACUUACUUUCAAAUGUGGCAACUAAUGAGCCUUUGGGGGUUUGUGACUCAGGCUUCACCUUUAAACUCUAGGACGAAGAGAUAAGGCCAGGUUAUUUCUCAUGACUUGACCAAAGAUAGCUGCUUCGCAAGUUACAGUAAAAGGAAGCUAGCACUGCAGCUGGAUCAAAGCCUUGUAAUGUGAUACCUUUUUAUUAUUUUGUAUGACAUUGCCUUGUAUGAGCUGGGCCCAUGAUAUCAAAGCAAUUAUAGUUUUUAAUUACCGAAUGCACAAGUUUUAUGUAAUUGCAUUGUUGGUCUCAGAGAUAAAAAACAAUUAUAACAUUUUUAAUACUCACUCGCACUACUUUAGCAAAGCCUUUGUAAGACCUGAAAAGGUCCUCAGAAUGUUAUUUUUUACAUUCAAUUUAUCAUUAAAUUGUGAAAUCUACAGGCACUUUGACUGUGCUUAGAAGCAACCAUGACCUAAGCAAGGGUACUUGCUAUCAAAUAGUUUGAUAUUUAGUUUGUAUCAACAUAACAUUUUCUGACUACUGAAUUAUGUUUGAUUCACUGGAUGUGGCAUUCCCUGUACUUUUUUCAUUUGAAAUGGUUAUUUUGCUGUUUAAGUGGAGAAAAUUAGAGACAUCAGUUUUACUGUGCAUGGAUUGUUGUUGUGCAAGAAAUAUAGAAAGAAACAAACCUAAGGGGGUACAAAUGAAAGGUUUCCAGUGAAACAUUCCACACUCAACUGUUUCCCUCUAAAGGAAGAUAUUGAUCAUAUUUUCAUAUUUCUGUUAAUGGUUUCACUGGCGGUUGUUUAAAAUAACAGGUUGUUGUUCACCAGAAAGUGAUGUGGGUACUAACAAUUUACUGAGUGAUGCAUUAAAGAAUAAUAUAAUCGUAAA